AGGCUUGAAUUUAAAGUCUGAUUCGAUUUAUUGUUGAACUAGGACAUUUAAUAGCAGCUGAAAUGACGUUGAUGACAAUAGCAUUAUAUUCAAUGCGGACUAUCUAAACCUUGGUCAUGUAAGCUAUCGACCCAAUCUUAGGCAAGUGUAUGUUAAAGUGGUCGAACAAAAUAUAUAUCCUUAUCAUGUGACUGCAACAAAAGUUUUUCUUAUUUCAUGUUGAUGUCUAGGAAUUAAGAUGCCCGGUUACAACUCGUCUGAAACGGAGAGUUCCAGUUCCGGGUCCGGAAGAAUGGAACGGAUCCGGCCGGAGAAAACGCCUCGGCAAAGAGUGCAGUCUGUUUGGCGUAAUGUUCGCUGGGCGGAGUCAUUUCCGGACGAAUCUCUCAGCAUGGAAUCUUCGGAGUUAACCCCAAACUUUGCCUUAAGGAGGAUAGUAUUACUUUUCGAGACCAAAAAGUUCGACGAAUGCGCCACUCUCAUUCGUCGGUUAAAUUGCGUUACUUUUGGAAAUAUUCUUCAGGAAGUUCCGAUGGAGGUCCUGCUCGAUUCCAUGCCUUUCAGUCUUUCUAUUCUGGAGGCCCUCUAUGUCAAACUCUAUGAGACCACCCUGGAGACGUACCCCAAGGAACAUCUGCACAUGGACCUCCUCGUCAAAAGGAUGGUGGCUUGUUUCGCCAGAAUGUCCCAAUCUGGUAACAGAGCUGAGAAAAAUUGUAACAGCUUCUAUCCUUCGUGUAGGAAUAUCUUACGUGUUGUUUCUUACGUUGAACCAAAUGUAAAACAACAGCUAAAACAGAAAAAGAAGGCUUUAGACAGGUGUUUAAAACACAUGGGGCAGCAUGGACUCGUGGAAUCGUCCUGCGGAAGCCUGAUGAACCUUCACGAUGCUUUAAAAAUGGAAUUAGAUAAAAUUGUCUUUCAGUACCGGAACGCCUUACAAAAACUGGAUGAGCUCAGUCUAUCAGCAAAACAUCCGACCAGCAGUUCGGUCACUUCCGGUAAAGCUCCUACCGAGGUUAGCCACCAAAGACUCGUACAAAUGACAAGAGCAGACGUUCAAAGCAGGAUUAUUAAAAACAAAACCUUAUUCAACAUUGUAGAACCCGCAGUGACAAAUCAGUGCUUGAAAAAGUUAUUCCAUAUUUUAGAAAAACGGAUUGAGUACGAUAAAAUUGCUUUGUUUCAUGACACCGAGCUUCGCAAACACUGUGAUAAUAUUUCUGAGGAGGCUUAUUUGUCUGUUAUUAUGAAGCAGUUUUCUCAAGGAUACAGUAUAGUUCUGCAGCUCCUGAAGGAGGUGUCCGAAAUUGAUGAGGUCACGUCUGAGGAUGAUGACGUAGGUAUGAUCUCCAGUGAUGAAGACAUUAUGACGCCAAUCACACGGAUGGACCGAUCCAGGACAUUCAAUGGAUUCACGCAUAUUUUACCCCACAAAGCAAAUGGGGGCAGUACAGGCCGUAAACUUCCGGGCAUGCGUGGACGGCUUCGUCCUUCAAUCAUUUCCAGUCCAUUUCCAUGUAAACCUGUAACUGCUGGAUCAAACGGCCUGACGAAUGGUCACGCGACAGUUACCGCAUCACCGCUGUCUUCCCUUACGUCCGUCUUCCUAACCAAUGGUAGCCGCCAUAGUAAUGGACAUACGGACACCGUAGAGAAACUUGAACAGGAAGUGAAAGCUUUAAAGUCUGAGCUACAGAAAAGUCAAGAAGCAAUCAAGAAACUACAGGAAAGGGAGAGACAACUCCUAGAAAGAACGCCAUUGGAUGUUCACAGUCAUUAUAACGGAGGUUUAAACAGCCAUUUUGAUGAGUUGUCGGUGACAAGCCGAGCCUCAGAACUUAUAAGGCAGUACGGAGAUCUCUAUAGUAUUACCCGUCUGGAAACGCUGGACGCUCUAGAUGCAAUAGGACAACUCAGUGACCUCUCUGUACUUAAAGAAAAGAUUCUUUUCUCGGUAGUUGUGUUGUCCUUUCGUGGAGCUCAGCAAGCUGUCCAUGAGCUGAGGGGAAAAGUUCGACAUUUACUAAAUCUUCCACAUCCGGAUGCACAGAGGAACCAUUUUGAUCCUUUAUCGAAUCACAUGGAGACACAAGUUGCUCAAUACCUCUGCAAAACAGCUGGGAACUUUGACGUUUCAAAAACAAUUGAAGAAGUUUGCUCACAGAUCUACGCAACAUUGUAUGACUAUCCCGUUUUGAAAGACUGUCAAGGAUUAAGACAUUACGUCACUUCCUGUGUUCAGAUUGCGUGGGGACUGUCCGUGCAAAAUCCACCCUUCCUCAUUAUUUACGAUGCACGACAGUUUCAUCCUGAUAUGCAUACCCGACAUCAUUCUUCAAGUCCCGAGUCUGAGGAAAUUAAAAACUUUUUGUGGCCUGCUCUUACUGAGGGAUAUGGGGGUCCGUGUGUUUAUAAAGGAGUUGUGAUCACGUGACAACCAGUUCUAUCGAAGGAAUCCCAGAAGUUGAAACAACUGCAACAUAAAUUUGAAAUAGAUGAAGUGCAAAUAAGAUAUGAAGUGCAAAUAAGAUAGGCUUGCUGUAUAAGAUUAAACGUUGUGUAUCCCUCGGUACGAAAAAGAACUAUUCAACAUUCGGUUUAAUUAUAAUUAUUUUUUUGAACAAAUUUACUCACAUCCAUUGUUGGGUAUAAAUUUAGUGCAGAACAUCUCGCACGACUCUUCGGGUACCAAAUCUGAUUCAACUUUGAUUCGUAUAUAUUUUGCACUUGAGCAUUGACACAGAUCAGUUACAGGAACAUAAUAUACAACUUAGGUACUACCGCUAUACAGCUAUAUUACCUUUAUAUUAUUUUCCAAAAAUGUAACAGCACUUUGCGGAAACGUUAAAACGAAUUAGUUAAAAAUUUGCGGAAAUGAAAUCUGCCGAGCCACUGCCGGAAUAUACAACGUUUAUGAUAUAAAUGCUUUCAUUUUCAACAUUGAAAUAUGUACUAAGUGCUAUGAAUAAAAACAGAAAGCUACUUUAAAACUGGAUGGAAUUUUGCAAUAGCCAGCUUGAUAAAGAAAGAAUGAAAUGGGAAUUUAUUUUUUAUGCAUAAGUUAAUAUUUUCAAAGAAAAUCCUGCAUUUAUGUACAAUGUACUUUAUAGCAUUUACAUGUCAAUCGUGAGGCCAGAAAGUAUCACGAACAUCAGCCACAUCUUCCAAGCAUUUAUUUUUUGUAAAAGCUUAAAAUUGCUUUGUUCAUAUGUACUGUUUGAUUCUAAUUUAUACCUGUAAACAUUUACUUUAUCAAAACA
Molecule: messenger RNA, 3263 nt
Organism: Saccostrea cuccullata (small rock oyster)
Lineage: Eukaryota; Metazoa; Mollusca; Bivalvia; Ostreida; Ostreidae
Exons: 7
Coding region: 239-2437 (732 amino acids)
Biological process (GO): mitophagy by internal vacuole formation; mitochondrial protein catabolic process
Cellular component (GO): mitochondrial outer membrane
Source: RefSeq, a predicted model, not a curated record